Aspergillus costaricaensis CBS 115574 is the source of this 861-nucleotide messenger RNA. RefSeq names its product putative alkaline lipase. Lineage: Eukaryota; Fungi; Ascomycota; Eurotiomycetes; Eurotiales; Aspergillaceae. Gene Ontology annotation, biological process: lipid metabolic process. The transcript has 6 exons. Bases 1 to 861 code for a protein of 286 amino acids. The record is from RefSeq and is a predicted model, not a curated record.
AUGCGUGUCGGAAAGUCCACUCUUUUUGGCGGUCUCGCCCUGACUCCUCUGGCUUUGGCUGUGCCAAUGCUCCAGUCACGAGCCACUGCCGAUACGGCCGAAUGGACGGAAUUACACAGAGCUGCGCAGCUGUCCUCUGCAGCUUACACCGGUUGUACCGGUACUGCCUUCGAUGUCACCAUCACGAAGCAAAUCAAUGAGCUCACAACCGAUACCCAGGGCUUCAUCGGUUACUCCACCGAGAAGAAGCGUAUCACCGUCGCCAUGAGGGGUUCCACUAGCGCAACCGACAUUGCCAACGACGUCGACACCACUCUGGUCGAGCCCAGCCUGUCUGGUGUCAACUUCCCCUCCGGCGCCAAGAUGAUGCACGGCAUCUAUUCCCCAUGGUCUUCCGUGCACGAUGAUGUGAUCUCGGAGGUCAAGUCGCUGGUCGAGCAGUACCCCGACUACACCAUCGAAUCGACCGGACACUCCCUCGGUGGCUCUCUCACCUACAUCUCCUACAUCGCGCUUGCGCAGAACUUCCCCGGAAAGACAAUCAUCAGCAAUGCCCUUGCCGCCUACCCCAUCGGUAACGAGGACUUUGCCAACUUUGGUGCUUCUCAGAACGGCACCCUGAACCGGGGUAACAAUGCUAAUGAUGGUGUUCCGAACAUGUACGUCAUGUGGCCUUGGGACUUUGUUCACUAUGGCACUGAAUACUACAGCUCCGGAACCCAGGCCAGCACGGUCAAGUGUAGUGGUGAGCGCGAUACCUCCUGCUCGGCGGGUAAUGGCCAGGUUGGUGUCACUGCUGGACACUUUUCCAACUUUGGUAUCUCGAUGGGUCUUGCUGGAUGCUCUUCGUCGCUUUUCUAA